Messenger RNA from Toxorhynchites rutilus septentrionalis, 3910 nucleotides. RefSeq lists its product as uncharacterized. The transcript is spliced from 9 exons. Lineage: Eukaryota; Metazoa; Arthropoda; Insecta; Diptera; Culicidae. Bases 2045 to 3379 code for a protein of 444 amino acids. Gene Ontology annotation, biological process: synapse organization. The record is from RefSeq and is a predicted model, not a curated record. Gene Ontology annotation, cellular component: neuron projection membrane.
GCGGUACCGUGCGGAUGAAUACCAACGGCACAAGGAAAAACGAGCCGGCCAAUAUGAGGGAGACUAAAACGGAAUCGUCCUGUCCGCUUGAGUAGCAGUCUUUGAGCGCGAUUCGAAUCGGUUACAUGUCCCAUUGCGAAAACACGUGUGCUGCUGAAUAGGCGGGACAAGUCGGAUACGGAUACGACAUUACGACACAACGGCAAUUCGCGUCUGCUCCGACGGGGAAAAGUGGAAAUCAUCCCGGCAACAAGCUGCAUGCGCCAGUGCAAGUGCAAGUGCAUAACAGUAGUGCUUAGCAGUUGGUGAGCAUACUCUAACUCAUUAUUGCAGUGAAGGGGGAUGGGAAAACCGGUCGUUUGACACCCUCAAAGUUAUGAUUGCACACAGAGAAAGGAUGAGAAAAACAAGUGGAAAUAUAUGUCAGUGAAAGCGACAUUUAUGCCCCAUAACGUGUGGAUAAUGAUUUAAGUGUUUACGGCAAGAGCUCAUUACCCCGCGGCACUUGGGAGAAUCGACGGAAUGAAAUGCGUGAAGUUGGUGUGGUGUGAAGUUGGAAAAAUAACCGAGCCGAAGAGGUCGAUAUGACAAAUGUGCCGAAGUGCGACUGAGUGCUACUGUUGUUACAAAUUAGUCAUCAGGGGAUUAUACGGAUUCGGAUAUGCUUUUAGAGGAUAUGUGCUCGGAAGCUCCAAUUUUCAUCUGUCGCCGCGCCAUCUCAACAUCAGCAUCAUCUGGUUUGGCAAUCAGUAGCGGCAGCAGUGACAUCAAUCGUUCCGCUCCAAAGUGUGAUACUUUUGGAAUCAUAAUCAUCUACUGACGACAUCAAGCGACAGAAACCGUUAGAAGCGGGGAAGUGAUGUGGUGUAAAUUUGGGGGAGCUGUAUGAAUACAUAAAUCUUGUAGUGAUUAAGUGAAUUUUAGUGUAGCUCAGUGUUGAUUGGUUACAUUUUCCCUCGGUCCUGAUUUGCGAAGAAGUGCUUAUAUUGUUUCAAGUGACGGCAGUGGUGCAGUUUUGACCGAUAAUAUGUGAUGCUGGUUCCCCCAGUGACAAUGGACAAUAAAGUGGCUCACUGGUUGUUGGAAUUGUAUUCGAGCACACGCGUCAAUUGACCAUUAACGAAGCCAAAUUUUACAUCGAUAACAAUAUGAAUGAAGUGAGUGAGUUUGGUGUAUCAACAAUUUUAAAAAACAGUUAAUCGCUAGGUCUGACGCACGUAAAAUUCCCCGACGGUUGACAACACGACAGUUGAGCGGAAGAAUACAGCAGAUUUCAUAGCUAGCAUCGUACGAUGCAAACGGAUUCUUAUCAGCACAACAGGUGCAGUAUCACAAUAACACACUGUGCAUGUUGCAUCCUACAGCGCAGCUCCCACUUCCGACCAUGAGGAGAAACGACUACGAGUGCAUCAUCACCACCACCACCACCCACUCGGCCGCCCGUCGCCGUAAUCCAACAGGUGCAGAGAAAAAAUGUGUCAUCUUUUGUGACAAAAUCAACAUCGACGCUGCACAUAGAACAACAUAAAAUAGCAUUCAAGUGAUACGUGCCGUGCCGGAACAAAAGGCGAGAAGGCAGCGGUGUAAAUCCUCUCGCUCCCACACGGCCGUGAAUAAAAGUCUGCCGGAUUGUGUAAACACAAACGAAACCAGAUGACAAUUCCAAUACAUACAUGUCCUCGGGAUGUCCCAGCAACAGCCGUGUGAACAUUGAAUUCUAUGCUUCCGAGCAAAGGGCCUCAUGGGAACGCAUGGUUCCCCAGGAAGGCAGAAGGAGCAAACAAAGCAUUUUACCUGUUCCGAAUAAUAAUAAAUGCACAAGCGGCUAGGUGCAGUAAAAACGGUUCCACACGCUGAUGAAGUUUUAUCUAUGAGCUUCACAAUACACUCCCGAACGCUGGGUUGAGAAUGAAAGACAUCGUUCUUUAAUACAAAACGAGCCACGGCUAUAAUAUUCGUCCUUUGACGCACUAAGCGACAACGGAAAGUGAACAUUGAGAAAACGGGGGGAUAUAAAUGAAAAGCUGGGUGCCAGCGAAGGAAUAUGGCUGGAAGAAACUUAAUAAGCAACGGAUGCUGCUGCUGCUGUAAUCAGAGGCAAUUACUAGCUGUGAUACUUAUUUUUACUAUCGCCAUGGGAGCACCCUAUUCCGCAGACACCAGCUCGAUGUCGGCUAAUUACUUAGCCUCCACUGCACCGCAGGGCUUUUUCGCCACCAGAAACAAUACAAAGGUCACAGCACAAAAAGGUGGCACCGCAUUGCUCCCGUGCACCGUUCUAACGCAAACUGCAGCCUUGGUAUCCUGGAUCCGGCGGCGCGAUUUCCAGCUGCUCACCGUUGGCCUGUCCACGUACAGCAGUGAUGAUCGCUUCCUGGUGCAGCACAUUCGCCACAUGGGUCACUGGGCGCUGAGUAUCAAGACUGUCCGAGAGGAGGACGAGGGUCUUUACGAGUGCCAACUGUCAGUGCAUCCUGUACAAUCAGUAUUUAUCGAGCUAAAAGUUGUAGAAGCCAUUGCGGAUAUUGUGGGAGCACCGGAUUUACACAUUGAUGAAGGCUCAACGCUGCGGCUGGAAUGUAAAUUGAAGCAAGCUACCGAGUAUCCUGCCUACGUGUUCUGGUACCACGAGCAGAAUAUGAUAAACUUCGACCAACAGAAUGGUUUUUCGGUGAUGCCGUUUGAACCAUCCGGCAUAACGACGGCGGCUGCUGCAGCGGAUCAGCACCACGCACCAUACCACGAAGUCAGCAGACACCAUCUGCACCCCCACUUAAACCACCAACAGCUGCAUCAUCACCUGCAUCUGCAUCGCCACCACCAUCACCACCAACACCAGAAUGGAGGAAUCCUGAACGAGGACGAUGGUAGUUUUGGACUGAAUACACUCGAACUGAUGGGUAGCGCUGCACUGCUAGAUUCCUUCCCGGAUGUACCGGAAUCGCUGGAUAGUGACCCAAGCGCUUUGACCAACGGAAAUCCCGAGCUACAGCAGCAGCAUCACCACCACCAAUGGAUGCUCAACCACAGCGGAAUUCUACCGUACUCGCGCAUACUUUCACCUGCCACUAGCAUACUGACAAUCAAGGAAGUCCACUCGAAGCACGCUGGUAAUUACACAUGUGCGCCGUCAAAUACCACCCCCGCCAGCAUCACGGUACACGUGCUGCAAGGUGAGAAGCCGGCUGCAAUGCAGCAUGCCAACCGCAGCCAGCUGGAGGAUAGUAAAGCGAAAGGUGCUUCCAGUGCCAUCCACUCGCACCUCUGGCAUCAUCCCACACUGGUGCUGGCUCUUCCGGUGUUACUGUUUACGUUGUUUUUCUCCCAGCGAUUGCAGCUACCACCACUGCGGACAAAUCGUCGUCUCGUGAGCAGGUGAAAAUCAAACUACUCCGGCGGAGCCCCCAACAGCAGGCAUAGCCCUGAGUAAAUUAGGUUAAACGAGAGCAAAAAUAUAAAACUGUAUGUACAACUUUAGAAAAUAGAGUGAGCGAGUGCGGAUGAGCGCGAGGAUGCAGGAAUGACGACGGCUGGAGAAUAGAUCAAGCAACAAUAAAAUGUCGGAACCAUGCAGACUGAGUGGUCAAAGUGGAAUGAAAUGUAAAUUGAAUUUUAAGUUUCUAACAAUUUUAUACAAAAUCUUCCCUAUCUGCUAAUUUUAUUCCGUAAUCGUCAAUAGAACAGAGGCCUGGGCCUUCGAGAGCGAACGUAAAUCCAAACCAAACCAAAACCAAAAUGAUGUGAAUGUGUAUGUAUUUGUACAGCAAUACUCUAUGUGUUACAACAAAAAAAACUAAUCAUCAUAUGACGAGUUUUAAGAUGAUGUGUUUUAUUUAGAUAGUGCAAAAGUUUCAACAAUCGAAGUCAAACAAUAAAAAGCCAUGGAACAAACAAAAAUAUAAAUCAAUAC